CCAGUCAAGGUAUUGUGGGUAAAAAUGGCGGCUGCAAUUCAAAACACGCGAUAAUUUUAUUAAUUUCGUGAAGCUUUAUCAAUCGACAAUUUUAAAUUUGGCAUUUGGCCAAUUAAGAAUGUAUGUAUAAGUAAAUAUUUCCUUAAUUGAUAGGAAUUUUUAAAAGCAGAAAAAUUUUCUUUCAAUUUGUUCCGCUCGAAUAUCGGGCGAUAUUAGGGGAGUUUCAAUGUAUACUGAAAAACAAGCUCUUAAAAACAUCAAAUCUAUUUGUAAUAAUGAUUCAUAAUGUUUGUAAGGUGUAUAAAUUCAGAGAUGGUUAUAUCAGCUUUAGUGACUAAUCAAAAAUAUUGUAUCGUAUAGAGUAAAAACAUAAGGCACAGGCUAAAAUCAUUAUACUUUUUUUUUAUUCUUGUAUUCCCCUUAGGUAGUUGAUUGGACUUCUCUAUAUGUGACUGAAAUUGAGUUGUUUCUAAUUAACAGUGUUUUCUGCCAUCAACAUGAGUUACGGUUUGUAUUUCCCAUAUUUAUUUUACGUAAAGAUUUUGUAAUCAAGUAAAAAUUGAACGGAUAAAAGCGGUUGUGACAUUUGCAACUUCCACGUAAUUUAUUUUAAUUAAAAAGGUAAAUGUGUUCGUUCAGAAUGCCUGGAGCUAUAUUCUUUCACCUUGUAUACCAUUGAUAUAUUUUCACCUCGGGAUAUGGAAUUCAAGGCGAUUACAAAGUAGAGUUUAAAGAAUUAAUAGGUUACAUACAAUAGUCGUUCACUAGUGUUUACUGUAAUGCUACUUGCAGUUUGAACAGAUUUCUUUCUCUAAUUCGGAAUUGCCCCCAUUUAAUUACUUCUGUCAGUUUAUUGAUUUCAAAUGUAAACCGAUUAUCAAAACCUAAAACUAUGCUAUUUAAAUAUAUUUUUUAUUAUUUGUUUUAGAUAAAUGAAUAACACUGAAUAUGUUAUUUUUUGAGAUAAGAUUUCUUUAGGUGGAUGGUUACAAUGUAAAAAAAAAAAAACUGUGAUUAAAGAGAUAGGAGAAAAAUAUUUAACUGAUUUAUUAGUAAAAAUUGACCGGCAAAUUUAUAUAAGGAAUUCUUAAGUAGCCUUUGAACUAUUUAGUUAUGAAAGAAAGACUUCCUUCCUUGUUAGUGGAUAAGAUCAAAAUAGUACAAAGCUAUUUUUCCAUUUCCCACGCGAAAAUUGUAAAAAACAAGUUUUCUGUAUGUUGACUUGUCCAAAAUAAGGUUCUAUCGAAAGUUUAUUCAUAUCAUAACGACUUUCCAGUAAUAGGUACAUAAAGUAAAAAGGUUCGAUCUUUUUUGGUCCAUUCAAUGUCAAUAUAUUUUGAUUAAGACCCAAAUAGAAUUUCUAAGCGAUAUGUGUUCAAGAAAAGUUUAUUAGUUAAAGAAAAAAGGCCAAUUUAAGCGCUAAAUAAUUAUAAAGUGGUGUUCAUUUAAGCAUGUUCACUCUUUUCAUUCUGUUCAACUGGAAUAUUGAGAAUAUUCAGCGAAACGAUAAAAGAUAAAAGUUAUUGCCCAUUUGCUCUAACAAAGAAGUUUUUCAAUUACAAUUUAAAGAAGAGGAAAUUUCAAAGUUUGGAAAAAUCACACCAAAGUAAAAAAGGAAUAUUUUUAGACUUUUUGAGUGCUUGGUCACGAACAUAAAAAGUAAAAAUUUUCCAAUGAAAUAAUAACUUAGAGGAUAGCAGCAGCCGUCUAAUUUACCAAUGAGGUGUAUUGAUUUGUUGAAUCUUUCUUUCCUGAAUUUGUAAGGAAUCAAUACUUAUCAAGGGCUGCCUGGUAACUAUUAGGAAUUCUCUUUUCCCGAGUAUUGAAUGGUAGGCUAUACGCUUCUAGUUGCGUGAAAGAAUAGGGGCACGUGUUCGAUGAAAAGCGGCGGGUGCGCUUUAGAACGACAUGUACCUGAGUCGGACACCUGUCGACGCUUUCAGAACGUUGCAUGGACGCUGUGAGACAACAGUGAAAUCGGGCCGUUUUACUCAAUCGUACUAAGCUUACCGAAUAAUUGUCGGUCUUGUUUGAUGGAUUAACAACUGCUUUCAAGGUGACGGUGUCUGGCAGCAUUGUUUAAAUUUCGUUUAACUCGUGCCAACCAAACUGACAAAUUAACGCGUUGGGUGUAUUUGCGUUGAGGUACGAAAGGUGGACACAACACAAAGAUCAACGUAUUAUUUCCAUCAUUCUUGAACUGUUCGUCUUUCGUGACAAUUGUCAGAUGGAGAAUAGGAUAAAGAGAGGUGAUUUCGUAAUAGCCGUUACUGGCUCUAAAGUAUGCAAAUGUCGCAAUCGGCCUCCACUGAAGGAUAUUUCAAAUAAUUCCACAAUCAAUUUUGGAGAAAAUGUUAUUUCUUCAACACCUAUUAAGGAUAUAUAUGAUGACUUACCUUUUUCAAAAUCUAUUAAAACAGAUAGGAGAAGGUGGAAAGCGGAAGAAUACGAAAAUGUCGUGGUAUGUACAAACUUUUUAUCUACAUAGUUUGUUUCUGUUAAGUGUCGUUUCGUGUGCAAUUAAAUACGUGUCAAACUUACGGUACGUUUUAACGGAAAAGUUUCUGUUAUCUUUUAAAGUUUCUAAUUUAGUUUCCAUUUAACGCAUGGUAAAUUUCUCCUACGUGAGGUGAUUUUAAUUGCAUUAUACGUUGCAACAUACUUACUCCUUAACUGUAUAAAAGAAUAUGCUGGGAAUGAAAAUUCAAUCAUUUGUUAUAAUCUUUUGGUGUAGAAAAUUUAUUUUUUAAUUAUAAUCUUACUGCGAAACCUUACGACCUUUACAUCGUAUGUGUUUAGGUUCCUUAUGUCAGUAUAUACGUAAGGCAAGCGUUUCCCGGGCUCCUCACAGCUUGAUCAUCAACUUGAAAUGCUUGACAGUUUACACGUUCCAUUUGUUAUUAAAACACCGUUUAUGGUAAGAGCAUUGUGUCAACGUACGUUCAAUCGAUUUCCGGUGAAUAAUCGUACGUCUCCCUAAAGAUUUUAAAUUCGCUGUGUAUGUAAAUGCUGGGGCAAUUUUGGGAGUUUUAGUAGGUCAAUUAACUUAUUGGUAAGAUAGUGUCACCCAAAAGGAGCCCCUCAGGUGCGUUGAUUGUAAACAGCUGCCGCCGCCACCGCCAUUCUUUUACCUACGAGCGAAUAGAGUGUAUGUUUAUGCUGUAAUCUCGAUUUCUGGAUUAUUUUCAUCGGUUAAUCCUACUUCCGCUGAAUAAUCAUUAAUCAAUAUUCAUCCAAUUGUCAAAAAAUGAGUAUAAUUGUAAUCAACCGCUGAAAGAUAAUUGGUAAAUAGACAAAGCGUUCAAAUCACUGAUGAACAGGAUUGGAAACGGAUGAGAAAUACCGGGGAUUUUCGUAAUUGGAUGGCGCCCGGAACUGCCGUUGAGAUGUCGUUAAAUGAGCUCCAGCAGAUGGCUGAUAGGCAGGAACAACAAAUACAAACUCAACAGCAAAUGCUUGUUGCCAAAGAACAAAGACUAAAAUACUUGAGACAACAGGAAUACCUUCAAAGAAAGCACCAAAACGAAGAUACCGAAAGAAGAAAGCAAUUAGAGCGUAUAGAAAUACAAGAACAGAAGUUAAGCAGGAUUCAGGGUUUGAAAGGAGAACAUCUCCAGCGAAUAGCAACAAACGAUAAAUUACGUGAAGAAUUAGAAAGGAUGAAAUCUAUUUUUUCUGCUAAAGAAAAAGAAUUGAUGGCAGCCGUGGCAAAAGUAGAAGAGAUGAGUAAACAGCUUGAACAAAUACGAAGUCAUAACGCUAAUGAAUAUUCAUCGGAAAUUGAAAAACUAAAACGGGAAUUGCAUUUACGGAACAAACUAAAUGAACAAAAUAAUGCUAAAUUAGCCUGCAAACGCAAUGAGCUGUCUACUAAGAAGAACGAAAUGGCUUUUCUAGACCAAAGAAUAGAAGAAAUGCAGGAGAGAUUAAAGAAAAAAAAGGUAGCACAAAAUCAAAGGACGAAAGAGCGAGUGAAAAGUCAAACAAACAUUGCAGCAGUGGAACCUAUUAUGAAAAAGAUUGAAAAUAACACCAAUUUAAUUAAAGGCGAUGAGAAACAUAGUAUUCGUCCUACAAAAGUAAAGUCAUCAUCAACAUCGUCUACAAUAACAAUGUCUAAUCUUAAAACUGACACACCACCUACCGGCCAACAAAGAAUGACAAAAACAAGCGUUUCAUCUCUGCCACUGACCAAUGAAACAGAAAAAAAACAUAACGGGUUUUCACCUAAUUCUUCCGCGUAUGUGCCAAAGCCAUAUGCUGGGAAACUUCCACAAAAUUCGCCACCACAUGCUCUUCAACCGUCUCCAGAUUUUGCAUCGCCUAAAACAUCUACACCUAUAAGCAAUGGUAGAAUUCCAAAACAACCUCCUCCGACUGCUCCUCGACUUAGGGUGAAUCGGGACCGUGAGUUAAUUACUGCAACUAAUCAACCCUCCAAUAGUGAAACUGCUACGACUGGAAAAUUGCUUAGCGACUCAGUCGAACCUCAUGGUAGAGACCCGCCAUCGCCUGCCUCGAGCGGCGCCAGCCAAACUUCAAAUCACUCAAAUGGCCAUGGUAGUCAAACCAGCAAUCAAACAAGCUCGUCUGGUUAUGUUUCCGAGAGUAAAAUUGAAAAAGAUGUAACUUUAACAAAUGCGUUGGAUGUCCUUAAACAAGCACCGAUGACUUCUUCAAUCAGUUCUAAUAGAAAUCGUUUUGCUCCAAGGUCUGUCAUAGCUAAUGCCUAUAUGAACAAGUUGACAGCUUCUACUGCAGCUAAUUACAAACAAAACACAGAACGGUUAUACAGUGAUUUUUAUACCAUGUUAAAGGAGAAAAAGUCAGAAAAUAGUUCCGAAAGUGAAGAGAUUAAUGUCUCUGCUCACCUAAAUGAGGAGCCAGUGGCUUCUGCUAAAUCUGAUAAUGAUACCUCACCCCAAGAACAAUUAGACGGAAAUUAUAAAGCUACUCGUCGAAGAACGUCCUCGGGGACAGUUUCUCCUAGUGAAUGUGAAGAACCUAACGAAGGUGAACCGGAAAUGAUAGUCAGCAACUCAAAUUUGAGACGUAGACGAAGAGGAAAUUUAAAAAGUAUUAGAGGAUUCGGUACAAAGUCUCGUCGUGUGUCUUUUGAUCCUUUAGCACUUCUUCUCGAUGCUUCUUUAGAAGGCGAACUAGAGUUGGUAAUGCGAUCGGCGAAGGAAGUCCCUGACGUGUCAGCUCCAAACGAUGAAGGAAUAACGGCUCUACACAAUGCUAUUUGUGCUGGUCAUUUAGAAAUUGUCGAAUUUCUUGUUAAAUUUGGAGCUAACGUUAAUGCUCCUGAUAGUGACGGUUGGACACCUCUUCAUUGUGCUGCUAGCUGUAACAAUUUACCGAUUGUAAAAUUUCUGGUCGAAAACGGGGCUUGUGUAUUUGCCACAACGGUUAGUGACCAAGAAACAGCAGCUGAUAAAUGUGAACAAGAGGAAGAUAACUUUGACGGUUGCAGUAAAUAUUUAUAUGAUUUACAGGAAAAACUUGGAAUAAUUAAUAACGGUGAGGUUUUUGCUGCUUUUGAUUACGAUGCUCAGCAUGAAGAUGAACUUGAUAUGAAAGAAGACCAAAAACUAAUUGUGAUAAGAAAAGGUGAUGAUCAGGAAAAAGACUGGUGGUGGGUUAAAGAUGGCAAUAAAAAAGGAUAUGUACCUAGGAAUUUAUUAGCUGUAAGUAUUACUAUACAUUUACUCCUUGUAAAAGGAAUUUGUAAUUAUAACUGAUUUAUUAUCAACCAUAGUUACAUUGCCGUCCCGAACCAAAUCGCGAGGCUGGACCUCCUUUUUUAUUAGCGUCUUCUGCCCUGCCUGAAUAUAGGGGCUCACCAACAACUAUAGAUAUUGGUGACGAAGGUUUAUCGAGAUGUUGAAAUCGUUUUUAUUGUGAAUGCUAUAGGAAACUAUUGUGUUCAAGAUUUAAAGAAGAAUAAUUUUACAUUUGAAUAUUCUGCAGCGUAUUUAUAUUCGGAUAUACAUUUACAUGCGUGCUAGCAACGAAUUUGCACAGUUUAAUAUGUAAGUGUAUACUUACUAUAUACAUUAUUUUAAUGUAUAUAUGUAAAUAAAUAUAACAUACAUAUCUGCGUUUCUCAAACUGUGAACAAAAAUCGUCAACAAAGGUGCUUUGUACAAUUUUUUGUUUUAAAAAUAUUUUGUCGUUUGAUACGAAUUAUUAAAAGAAAGAGUUAUUUCAUUAUCUUCUGAGACAAAUUUAUUGAAAAUUAUGUUUGUUGAUUUUAUUCCAAUGUUUAAUACGUCUUGUCCCAUGUAUUUAGUUUGUACGAAAGAAAGCGUUACAUGUGUUUCUAUUUGCUAAUAAAUGCACUGCAAUUAAUCUAUUUGAUAAGUAUAUAUUAAAUUAUCAUUUCCCCGAACAAAGUUAUUUGUUUUUCUUAUUUGGCUUUUUAAUGUUUACAAACGAAAUAAGAAAUAAGAAUAAAUAGAGAAAGUUGAGUAUAAAUUUGUGGUUUAUGUCUCUAGUAUUCCUGUAUUAUCGUUAGACGUAUUUAGAAAUGGAAAUCUGAGAAUAUUUUUCACUAAGAGUACUUAAUAAAGAAAAAAGAGAAAGUUGAUCUAUGACAUAUAUAUAUUUAAAAAACAGCGGCUUUAGUCAACUUUAGCAAAUCUUAUUACAUUUAGAACUUCCUAAAAAUCAAUUCUCUCUUUUAUCUUUUAUUAGAACGAAUAUCAGAAUAGAAUGUAUAUAUAUAUAUGUUGAAUCAUCAGAAAUUCGCCAUUUUCUUCGAUAACAAAUAUUUAUCACAACGAUUUCUAGUUAUUGCGUUAUCCCUUGUAUCUAAGGGCUGCAGGAAACUAAGUUAAACUGGUUUCAGGAUCAG
Molecule: messenger RNA, 6859 nt
Organism: Dimorphilus gyrociliatus
Lineage: Eukaryota; Metazoa; Annelida; Polychaeta; Dinophilidae
Source: the annotation of a GenBank genome assembly